Mesorhabditis spiculigera is the source of this 2163-nucleotide messenger RNA. NCBI's taxonomy places the organism in Eukaryota, Metazoa, Nematoda, Chromadorea, Rhabditida, Rhabditidae. The record is from the annotation of a GenBank genome assembly.
AUGAGUGCUGAAUUGGCAUGCCCAAGCCUCUUCUGCGACUACAAGACCGGCCACGCCGGCCAUCUGAAGCGACACGUGAUGGCAAUGCACCCGGAGCUCGAAGCGCCAAAGUCAAUGCCUCGUUCCCCAGGGCAAUAUCAUUGCGCAGAGUGCGGUGACUUGUUUGCGUCGACAAAAUCGCUGAGUCGCCACGUCAAACGUAUCCAUCAGUAUAUCUAUGAUGGCAGCGUGCAGUGCCCGGCAUGCCAACUAGGAUUUGGAACACACGAGGGAAUGGUCAAACACUAUGGCGAGCAGCACAAUUCCGGGUACGAAGUCCACUUCCUCGAGUUCGAUGACGAGUCGAUCUUCAAGCAAUGGCUCAAGCAGCUGGAAUAUCAGUGCUGUGCGAGUUUUGCGAUCCGCGACAGCGAUGCGAAGGGCAAACGGUACAGAUGCUCGGUGGCAGGGUUGACACUGGGUUCCCCUCCCAAGAAGAAAAUGACGACAAAAGGAUUGACCCAUUGCACUGCUUUCGUAAACGCAAAGAUUCAAGAAGGCAAAGUUUCGGCUACGUUUUGCCAGCAACACGUCCACGAACCUCAACCAAAUACCUUGAAGAUCAAAGGUUCAUUAGUGGAGGAAAAAAUCGUACAGCUUCUCGAAAUAGGACUGGACAAGAAGCAAAUAAUCGACGUUUUACGGAAGGAUAUGCAGGAUUUUGAUAGUGUCCCCGCCUCGUACGAUUACAUCGUAACCGAGCGCGACGUCGAGCGCAUCAAGAUGAGCCAUGGUUUAGUUCACGGACGCAGCGAUGCAAACGAUCUCGUAUCUACGGAGAUGCGCAGUUGUGAAGAUUCGGCAGUGAAAUACUAUCGCCCGCCAACUAAUCUUCCAUCCGCCAAUGGAUUUUCGUUAGCAAUCAUGACUGACCUGCAAGCCGGCUGGUUGAAGAAAUACGGAAACAAGGGCCUGGUGGUGGACGACACAGAUGCCGUUCCGGAACUACUACCGGCUCGGUUUAUGACGGAUGAUGAUCCGGUAUUCUGGCGAGGAUUUAAACAAGCUUUUCCCGAAGCCACCUCACAACUGUUGAUGUGCAAGUGGCACCUGCUAAAUAGUUGGAAGCGUAACCUCGGGAAGAUUGACCAGGUGAGUCUGCGAGAAACCAUCAUGGCUGAUCUUCGCACGCUUGUAAAUAUAACGAAUCGCGAGGAGUUUAACGACUACUACCGGUUGUUCACAGAAUCCCUGUCGGGUCACGGCGAAUUGAAAUUCCUUCAGUAUAUAAAGAAAUAUUACGAAGAUCGAAUUGAAGAAUGGGCAGCAUGGAAUCGGGCCGGAUCCCACUUUGGCACGUCGAUGGCAGCCGAAUGUUGGCAUCGCCGCUUGAAAGCUGAGGUCCUACAAGGAAAUCGACGCGGACGAGUCGAUGCGCUCAUCGAGAAGCUUAUUUCUUAUCCGGCAAAGUACGCAGCGCAUCUACACAUCCAAGACUAUCGAUACACGAGUACGACGCGCCGUGAGCAAGAAAUCGUCAAGGCCCACAAGAAAGCCGAAUCCUUGCUUGAUACGGCUUUUCAGUACGAAGAUGGUCGAAUACUGGUCAAGUCCGCCACUUCUGACCAGGUCUACCAGCUCACCAAGAGCGGGUCGUGUGAUUGCAACGUUGCAAAAAAUUUGCACUGCCGAUUUUGCAAAUGCUGCCCGUACGAGUGGCGAUGUACGUGUUUGGCUGCUAAUGUCGCCGGUGUCGUGUGCAAACACGUUCACAUCAUCCACCUCAAAUAUGCCAUCAACAAGGCAGAUGCUGCCCCUGUCGACGAGAAUGAUAAAGACGUCCACCAGGAUAUUCAAGAUGUUCCAACCUAUCCGGAGGAUGCUACGGAGAGCGCCGUGCCACCCGUGCCAGAAGGUGAUGCUGAUGCUAAGGAGCGUGACAUAGCUAUCAAUAAUGCUUAUGCCUUGCUGCACAUGCUGAAGAAGUCGAAGCCGGCCCCUGCUCAUUCAACGGUUAAUCUGCUGAUCCUCGAGGCCAUGAAGUCGUUGAACUGCAGCACACCCGUUUCAAUGGCUACUACGUCGACUAAACCCGUCCCCAUUCGCGAAUCGGCGCAUGCAUUCAGAAUGGAAAGCCGAGCUAUAAAGAAUCGCGCUAAACAGCUUGAGCGAAAAGCCGAUAAU